Vanrija pseudolonga is the source of this 2830-nucleotide messenger RNA. RefSeq lists its product as uncharacterized. NCBI's taxonomy places the organism in Eukaryota, Fungi, Basidiomycota, Tremellomycetes, Trichosporonales, Trichosporonaceae. The record is from RefSeq and is a predicted model, not a curated record. The transcript has 10 exons. Bases 1 to 1836 code for a protein of 611 amino acids.
AUGGUCCUCGCUCGCGCGGCGCGCUUCUUCCAGAAGCUGAGUGAGGAGGCGGCGGCUUCCGUCGCCGCAGCCGAGGCGGCCAAACGGGCACCGGUGACCAAGACGUUCAACAACGAGCUCGACAUGGUGCUCCGAAGACAGGAUCCGCACGACCGUAUCCUCUUCGAGCCGGCCCGCCGGUUUCAGAAGUUUUCUGGAGGGCUGGCGUUGGAGUACCUUUCUAGGAGUGCCAAGUCGUUCUCGGCCCACCUCAUCCCCUUCUACAACAUUGCCAUGAUUGCGCACAUCCGACCAAGCAUGUACGACAUUUCGACAGGGCGCCGGCCACUCGGUUCCCGGCUUCGCGCCGAAUCGUAUGUCUCCCUCGAGGGAUGCACAGUGGCCGCUGUGCCGAGAGAUCACUGGGCCUUCGGCGUGGUACUCAACGACGACCUCUUCGACAUUGCUGGCGGCCCAAAGGUCGGGGACCUGCCCAAGAGCAAGGAGAGUCUUGCAGAAGGGCGAAUGAGUUCAUUUAAGAGUUCAAUGCCAACGUACCCUGGAUCCGACGGAUACAACAACCUGUCGUUUAGCACACAAGACUACUUUGACUCGUUGCCCGACUGGCUGAAUAAGAAGGCGCCUUUGAGCGGGGAUCCAAAAGAUGCGACCACCCCUCUGUUUGCGUACGGCCCCCCACGGUUUACAAGGCUCGAACAGGAGGCGAUUGUCCACCGUCAGAACAAUGCCAAGGAGGCCAACGAGGGAAUGGUAGAAGGGAACCAGCUGGACGGGGACAUGGAAGUAUACGCCUUCCCACAGUAUCGGCUGGUCUACAAGGCCGAGUUGUUUGACGGGGGCGUCACCAUUGCCGAUGCGUCUGACGCCCUCGAUAAGAGAAUGUGGAGGCUUGAGCCGUUUACGCCGACAUCACUGGCCCGACGACCAGGCUACAUUUUACACGUCGAUCAGAAGCAGAGCGAAGCCAACCGCUGGAUAAGGAAUAACUGGUUCAAAGAAACCCCUCCAUUUUUGAUGUCGACCGUUUCCGACGUCAAGACCGACGCCCUCCACAACAUUGUUCUCAGGAGCAUGCUCCGAAACCCAGUGUCAAAGGACACGUGGGAGGAUCCGUUCUUGCUGCCGAUGGUCAACUUUGCACAGCGAGGCACAAAGGACAUGGUCGCAGUGCGAGACUAUGCGACAGUCCACCUCAUGCUCGGGGGAGAGGGCUCUGGUCGACCUUCGUUAUUCGGCACCGCGACCACGGCAAAACUUUCCCAGCGCCUUCAGAAUAAGAGGGCCAAGGCCUCGGCCGCUGCCGCACCACCUCCUCAAGCCAAGCCAGAAAAUCAACCCCUACCGCCACCAAGGGCGCCCGCACGCAUCCCAUCGCAUCUGCUGCAGAGCCGCCAUAAUGAUGGCGCACGCCAAUCGCUGACACGUCGCGUGGCUGGCCAAGUUGACCGGCAACGGCAGUGGCUGUCAGCCACAGAACAACAGGCCAAGCUUACCAAAGAAGAGGCCAAGCGCAAAGCCGAUGCCGAGAAGCAACGGGCCGCCGCUAAUGGUCGCCCGCUGCCUCUUGACCGCCCCGUGUCCGACAAACAAGGAUACUACAAGGUUCUCGAUAUUGCCCUCACGCGCGACUUUAUCGACUACACGAUGGAAGAGAUCAUCAACAGGCGGAUAAAGGACAAGCGCAACAAGAUGAUUCUUGAGAACCACCCAGAUUACUCGGCGAGCGCUGCCGAAGAGGACACCAGGACUGAUCGCGCGGCCCGGAUCAAUGUUGCAUUCGACCACCUAGAGACUUGUGAGCUCCGAGUCAAGUACCACAACUCGCACCGCCGCUAGAAUUGCAUAGCCACCUCGCAUUAUACUUGUACACUGCAUGUACGCAAUCCGCAUCUAUAUACAUCUAUGUCGUUGUCUCCCACGUCGCCUCGAGGAAGGCGACAAAGCCCGACGCGACCUCGGGCUCGGUCCAGUUGCCUGCUGAGCGUGCGUUACUCUUCUGCGCCUGGAUCUGCUGGGCCUCAAACUGGCGCUUGAGGCGCUGCAGCUCCGCGAGCGUGGGCCUGCGGCCGUGCGGCAGGUGGAGGACGAGUUUUCCAGCGGCAGGUGGGGACGGCACGGGGAAGGUGUUGGCGCCGGGCGCGGCUGUCAAAUGCUGCAGCAGGGACUGGACGAGCGCGGUGGUGGUGUUUGUCAGUGUCUGCAGCGUGCCAGGUGGCGGUUUUCCGCGCUGCGUGCGUGUGAGCAAAGCGCGAGCAACCGGCACCCACAGUGACCACUGCACCCGUUGGUGGCUUCUUCUCUCCCUUGGUGACGGCAGCCCAGAUGUCGUCGGCGGGCAGCGCCUCGUCCCAAGGCACGGUGAAUAGCGGCGCAUCCCACCGCUGCAUCGAGUUGGGCUCCUCGUACCGCAUAAUGAGGUUGUCAAAGGUCGCCUCCUUGUACUGCUCGUCCUCUGCCCUCGCCGCAUGCCACUCGCGGCACUUGUCCGGUGGCGCGGCAACACGCACCGUCGCGACGCGCACAUGCGCCUCCCGGGCCGCACAGUACAUCUGGUACCGGAAGCCCUUGAUGUAGUUUGCCGAGUCGACAAUGGUGAUGGUGUUGGGCGAGAGGGCGCGCGUGGCCGCCGUGAAGAGGGCUGCGCGGGAGGGUUUCUCGGCGGCAGAGGAGUCGUACGCUGCCCGCGUGACAUGGCUCCCGGCGUCGUCGACGAGCACGACGUCAAACUUCUGGCCGGUGUACGACGGGCUGGCUAUCCGCGCCUCAAAGUCGGCCUUGAGCUCGCGUGCGCGCGUCGUCUUGCCCGAGCAGGGGAAUCCCGAGAUUGUGA